AUGGAGCAGGUUCCGGCCAAGAAGGAAAGGAGGCUGACGCUUGUGCUUGGCCUGGCGACGCUGAUUGCUGCCUUUGGGUCAUCCUUCCAGUAUGGGUACAACGUGGCCGUCAUUAACUCCCCUGCCCAGUUCAUGAAAAUGUUUUACAACAAGACCUACUAUGAGCGGAACAAUGACUACAUGGACGAGUUUGCCUUGACGUUGCUGUGGUCUGUUUCCGUGUCCAUGUUUCCCUUCGGAGGCUUCGUCGGGUCCCUCAUGGUCGGCCCCCUGGUGAAUAACUUUGGCAGGAAAGGGACCUUGCUCUUCAACAACAUCUUUUCCAUAGUGCCUGCCGUCUUAAUGGGGUGCAGCAAGGUCGCCGGGUCUUUCGAGAUGAUCAUUUUGUCCAGACUUUUGGUGGGAAUAUGUGCAGGUCUGUCUUCCAAUGUUGUCCCUAUGUACCUGGGAGAGCUGGCCCCUAAAAACCUGAGGGGGGGCCUCGGGGUGGUGCCUCAGCUCUUCAUCACCAUCGGCAUCCUCGUGGCUCAGAUCUUCGGCCUUCGGAGCCUCCUCGCGAGCGAAGAAGGCUGGCCGAUCCUCCUCGGGGUGACCGGGGUCCCCGCGGCUCUCCAGCUCCUACUAUUACCCUUUUUCCCCGAGAGCCCCCGGUACCUGCUGAUUCAGAAGAAGGACGAGGUAGCUGCCCAAACCGCGCUGAAGAGGCUGCGUGGCUGGGACGACGUGGGCCCCGAGAUGGAGGAGAUCCGGCAGGAGGACGGGGCCGAGAGGGCCGUGGGCUUCGUCUCCGUGCUGAAGCUGUUCCGCACGAGGUCCCUGCGGUGGCAGGUCAUCUCCAUCAUCGUCCUCAUGGGCGGCCAGCAGCUGUCGGGUGUGAACGCGAUCUACUACUACGCGGACCAGAUCUACCUGAGCGCGGGGGUGAAGGAGAAUGACGUCCAGUACGCGACAGUGGGCACCGGGGCCGUCAACGUGCUGAUGACCGUCUGUGCCGUGUUCGUGGUGGAGCUCUUGGGGCGAAGGUUCCUGCUCCUUCUGGGUUUCUCCGUCUGCUUCACGGCCUGUUGCGUGCUGACGGCGGCCCUGGCCUUGCAGGACACAAUAUCCUGGAUGCCUUACGUCAGCAUCGCCUGCAUCAUCGCCUACGUCGUGGGACACGCCCUUGGGCCGAGCCCCGUCCCCGCGGUGCUCAUCACGGAGACCUUCCUGCAGUCCUCCCGGCCGGCCGCCUUCAUGGUGGGGGGCAGCGUGCACUGGCUCUCCAACUUCACGGUGGGCUUGAUCUUCCCGUUCGUCCAAGUGGGCCUCGGAGCCUACAGUUUCGUCAUUUUCGGCGUGAUCUGUCUUCUCACAACCAUCUACACCUUCCUGGUGGUCCCCGAGACCAAGGCCAAGACCUUCAUAGAGAUCAAUCAGAUUUUCACCAAGAUGAAUAAGGUGUCAGAGGUGCGCCAGGAAAAAGAGGAACUGGAGGAAUUUCCACCCUCUACUCGGGGGCAGUAACUCGAGGGAAGGAGCCUGCUGAGCGGGUCUGCGCCGGCUUCCCUCCCGGGCUUUUGUCCCGGCCAAUAGCCGUGAACGUGCGGGACUAGGCGCUGUCCCGGGUGGAAGGCACCGGGGCUGUGCCGUCUGUCUCCAGAUGACCGCCGUCAACCCCGAGUCACGGGGAGCAGGCGCCCCUCGCCGCGCUGGGCUAGCCGUCAGGUCCUGAUAACGCCGGUUCUCACGACAAAAAUCAUUAGUGUGGUGGCGGGAUGGAAAGAAUCACAUCUGGCCAGAGAAACACCUCUUCUGAAAUCCAUGGGUCUUCUGGGGACCGGAGGCCUGCGUUCAGGGGAAUUCUUCCUCUUGCCCGAUCCGUCUCCAGAAACACCAGUUCUGGAAAGUGUGAUGUCUGAGAAGCUGCGAAGCAGGUCCCUAUGGAGACUUCAAUGGAGUCGGAGCUUGUUAAUUCCGGAUUAUAUUGCUGAAGGGCAGUGAAUGGCAUUGCCUCUGAAUGCUCAA
Molecule: messenger RNA, 2004 nt
Organism: Panthera uncia (snow leopard)
Lineage: Eukaryota; Metazoa; Chordata; Mammalia; Carnivora; Felidae
Product: solute carrier family 2, facilitated glucose transporter member 5-like
Exons: 12
Coding region: 1-1503 (500 amino acids)
Biological process (GO): fructose transmembrane transport
Cellular component (GO): membrane
Molecular function (GO): fructose transmembrane transporter activity
Source: RefSeq, a predicted model, not a curated record